Messenger RNA from Hydatigera taeniaeformis, 1905 nucleotides. The record is from the annotation of a GenBank genome assembly. NCBI's taxonomy places the organism in Eukaryota, Metazoa, Platyhelminthes, Cestoda, Cyclophyllidea, Taeniidae.
AUGACUUCCAACUCGGAAGGCCACUGCAGCUUCCCACUUUUAAGAGCUCAACCGCUUACCCCUUCAGUCUACCUGCCUUCUCUCGUAGAGAACAUUGUCGUAGAAUCUUCUUCGCCAUCUACCACACCGAGAAGCAAUGAUAAUGUGCCGCAACGUCAUAGUAGAUCUCAUCGAGGCCAUUGGCAUUCCAUACGCAUUUGCCGACGUCUUAAGCGUCUGAUCUCAAAGCAAAAUACCUCUACCGACAUCACAACCUUUACUACAUCUACUGAACCACGCGUCUGCAAUGAACCUUCCACGCCUUCAGAAGAUAUUACUAGACGUUGUUGCGUCCCCCUUCAACUCUCCUUCCUCCGCAGUUUUUGUUCAUCACUCUCCAAGUCAUUGGGUCGCCUCACGGGAAGACGAAUGCCCAACGAGAAUUUAUUUGUUCUAAGUAUGAUUCAGUUACUGUGUGGUCUUGCUGCAGUUGUGCUCUCUGGUGUUGCUGUCACUAAGGUGGUGUUCCUCUAUCAGAUGGCUACAGGAUUGUGGUCUGGCUUUCUAAUGCUAGCUACUGGAUUUCACGGCAUUCUAACUGCGCGUCGUUGCACUCCACGUACACUUGUCAGUCUCCUCAUCUUCUGCGUCCUUGUUGCGCUGUCUGCUUGUCUUCUGGCUUGCGUUUCAGUUGCGGGAUUGAUUGAGGAUGGGAUCCUCCGACCAGAUACUUCAAUAACCCUUCUUACCGCAUCUAAUUCCCCAUUCUACCUAUCGAGUCAUGGUUCCUCUGUCUCAUCAUCCGGUGUACCUAUGGAUAUCCCUCUGAGUGGAUUCUCCCACCGACGUCUUGUCCCUUCAAAUCAACCGCCACGAUUACAUCAAGUUAUGCUUCACAUUCUUCUCCUCGUUAUUGGUGUUCUCGAAGCAUCUGUUAGUGUUGCAUGCGCUGUUCUCUGCUGCCGACAAAUAUGUCCCUCGGACAAUACUCCUCCUCUCUCUGCCAUCUCUUAUCUUCAAAACAGAGGAGCUACUUUAGUGCCAGGAGGAAGUGAAUUUCUCCUUGCUGUUGCUGCAGAUCCUGGGAGGCCUGCUCCAGUCCUUUUAGACUAUGCCCUCCCCAGACCAGACUUGCAUCCAUCUGUGCAUCACUUUCUUCCUCAUCCAGGUCGUAGAGUUGUAAUUUUAACCCAAGCUGAGACAGGAGUGCAUGCUCUAGCGGCCGCCCAAGCAGUAGCUAGUUUAGUAUCGCCUUCUUCUUCUUCUUCAUCAUCACAGAAUCCUCUUUCUCUUCCUUCUGCUUCCUCUUCUCACCGAGCUCAAAAACGUGAGGAGUCAUACCGACUGAAAUCCCAUCUCUCCACUCUUCUUCCUCGAUUAGCUUCGUCAUCUGGAGACACUGCUUUUCGUGCCGCUCACCCAUCCAACCUUCUCUAUGUUCUUUCCUCCCCUUCCCCUUCUGAUCCUCCCAUGAUUUUUCCGCCCUUUCCACCGGCAUAUUGCGCAGAGGAAGAGAGGGAAGAGACGGGUGGAAACUCCACAGGUCUUUCCUUCCCACCUCAAAUACCACUACGUAUGCGACCUCAAGAAUUUAAUGUCGGAACUCUGUCGGUACCCGACAUAACCCCAGCUCGAAAUGGUAGUCGUCGUAGUGCCAGAAGGUUCAGACCAAGAUCAAGGGAUGUUCUCGCUCCCAGACACCACUUUCGAGCCUCACGAAGGAGUCGCAGAAGUAGCAACGCAGCUGAUGCUGUGGUGGGAUUGUUGGGUGAUCGGAUUCUGCAACCUGUCCUGGUUGUAGAAGAUGCGGAAACAGAUCCAAGAGGUCCGGAGGACAGGAGCAACCCUCCACCGAGUUACACUGUCUCUACAAGGGAGGUGUCUGGCCUUCUGCUCCCUACUCCUGAAGUGAUGCAUCCAUUCUAG